Messenger RNA from Drosophila guanche, 817 nucleotides. RefSeq lists its product as uncharacterized. NCBI's taxonomy places the organism in Eukaryota, Metazoa, Arthropoda, Insecta, Diptera, Drosophilidae. The transcript has 3 exons. Bases 16 to 669 code for a protein of 217 amino acids. The record is from RefSeq and is a predicted model, not a curated record.
UGUAAUUGUUGAAAAAUGUCGAUUAUUCGAGAUUUGCUGAGCGCGCCACAAAUUCCCACUGGACCGACGGCGCAGGCGGGAUCAUUGAUGGACGGUGCUCGUGGACGCAGCACCAACGAAAUGGGCGGACUGAAGAGCUGCUGCUAUUUCUUCGAUCUGAAAAUGGGAUGCAAGCUAAUAGCCUUUUUCGAGGCUCUUCUUGGACUUAUGCAGAUAUACCAGUGCUACAAUCUGGUCAAUCAAUCGGAGAUUGAAACUGCUGUUGGGGUCACAACAGAGGCAGAGUUUGUCACACGCGCGAUCGAAGACGAUCCCAUGGACCCCCAUUCGAGCCAUGGCGCUGGCAAUCACUAUUUUACCAUGGCCCUCGAAACGGUAGCUGUCUUGAAGUCGAUUCUUCUAAUUAUAGGAGCUAGAAUUGAGCACAAGACUUGCCUAUUGCUUUGGCUUUACCUUACAGUUUUUUUGGUUUUCAUGUUCAUGCUCAAUACUCUGUUCAUCAAUUUGGUUGUUGAGCAUUUGAUCUUAGAGGCGUUGUCUGUAUUAUUUCCAGCUCUAGAGGCAUAUUUUGGCUUCGUAGUUCUAUCAUUCUACUGGAAGGUACAGCGAAAAAGCGACGGCAGCCCCUCGGAAUUCGAAGUGCUUUACACAGCCAGUGAGGACUCAUAGAGACAAUAAAAGUUCCACAAUAAAUAAUCUUCCCAUUUAAAUUAUCCAAAAAUUCCAAGCACAACAUUCACACAAAUUGAGCUAAUUCUUAAAGUCUAGUACAUAUGGCAAUAUCUUGGAUUUAAAUAUUCGAAAUAAAUAUAACUCU